CCUACCGAUAAAUAUAAAUAAAGUAAUGUAAAUUAAACAAAUUAUAAUUCAAAUGCGGUGGUCCGAAGCUGUAACUCUUGAAUUCGUUAAAAUUUAUUUAGAUAACGAUGUUUUAUGGAAUCCUAGUCAUGUUUACUAUCGAUCAAGAAAACAUAGAGAGAAGGCCUACACGAAUAUUCAAGCUAGAUUUAAAGAAGCGGCAUCAAAAUCGCUCACAAUUCCCGAAGUGAAAAACAAAAUUAAAAACUUGAGGACAACGUAUCAACAGCAGAUCCAAAAGAUAUUGCAAAAAUCGAACCCAGAUUCCAUCUUUGAGCCUUCCUUGGUUUGGUUUAAUGAAAUGGAUAGGUGCUUGAAAAACGUAUCGAACAGACAUUCAACACAUUCUAUGCAGGUACCAGAAACAUUUGAGAUUGAUCCACCUUCUGAAAUGUGGAUGGACAGGAACCCCGACAAUUCACAUGAUGACCCACUUUCGGCUCAGUCUGAUGAUGGUUAUGUCGAAUCUAACACUGACCUCAAUCAUGUUAUGGAAUACAGUUCACAUAGAAAAAUUAAAAAGAAAAAAACGAAAAAACAGAGCACUGAGUACAACAGUUGCAACAUUUCUUUAGAGGAUGAAUUUGAUAUUUAUGGGAAAUACAUUGCAGAACAACUCAGAAAAAUGAAUAUAAAAAGAGCUUUAGGGAUUCAACUCGAAAUACAAAGAAUACUGAGUGAAGCUCGGAUCUCAAACUUUGGCUAAUUAUUACUAUUGUAUCAUAGUUAUUAAGUUAAUUAAACCUAUUUAUUGAAAUAUAAUAUAAUUGGACUCGUAAUA
This is a messenger RNA of Aricia agestis (brown argus), 820 nucleotides long. RefSeq lists its product as uncharacterized. NCBI's taxonomy places the organism in Eukaryota, Metazoa, Arthropoda, Insecta, Lepidoptera, Lycaenidae. Bases 53 to 745 code for a protein of 230 amino acids. The transcript is spliced from 2 exons. The record is from RefSeq and is a predicted model, not a curated record.